AUGAUUGGACCCACUGACACCAAAUGCAGAGAUUGGCGGUGUGAAUAUCACAAGGACCAUGGCUAUGACACUGACAUCUGUUUUGCACUAAAGGACCAUCUGGAAGAGUUGGUGCAGGACGGCCAACUGGCACAGCACAUCCGCAAGGGUAACUCAUCAAACACGGUAGCCGUACAGCCGAACUCGCCUCUGUUUGGUGUUAUUCACAUGAUAUAUAGUCUUCCACCCCCAACUCAGGUGCAUACGAUUCAGAUACAACCUGGCCUAUCCAAAUCAUUCACACCAGCCAAACGACCUCAUGAAAUCAGACAAAUCAGUUUCGACGACACUGAUCUCAAAGGGGUCAUGCUUCCCCAUAACGAUGCCCUUGUCAUUGAAUUGCGCGUCAGUAGAUUUGUCGUCGAGCGUGUUUUGAUUGAUCAAGGAAGCACCUUAGAGAUCAUAUAUUAUAAGACAUUUCUUAAACUCGAUUUUACCAAAUCGGACUUGCUGCCAGCCGACUAUCCCCUGUUUGGCUUCAAUGCAAACCCCGAGUACCCUUUGGGUAAGAUCAUUGUGUCAGUAUGUGCAGGAACUAGGUCGAUCGACGUGAAGUUUCUGGCCGUCAAGAUUUUGUCACCAUACAAUCUUAUCAUGGGAAGAACCUGGUUGCACACAAUGCAGGUUGUACCACGUACCUACCAUCAGUUACUCCGCUUUCCAACACAACACGGCAUCGAGAAAAUAAGAGGCUCUUAA
Molecule: messenger RNA, 738 nt
Organism: Camellia sinensis
Lineage: Eukaryota; Viridiplantae; Streptophyta; Magnoliopsida; Ericales; Theaceae
Source: RefSeq, a predicted model, not a curated record